GUAGGACCCCUGCAGUUGGCUGUGGGGCUUAACAUCACUUGAACAAAGAAAAGAGGUGGAAAUUGCACCAUACCCGUGCAGAUCCACCUCCAGUGACAGCUCUGGUGGUGCUGGAGUUGCUGCUGGCCAUCACCCUCAACGGGUCUGCACCCAGCAAGGAACCAUCCAGCAAUCCCCUUCUCACCUUCUUGUAUUUCUGCCUUGUGUAUGCAUAAUUGAGUGAGACCAUGCUUUAGUAGGAGGCUCAGUGAAUGCUGAAUUGGUGAUCAAGCCUCAGUUUUGCUUUUCAGUUUAUAGUCUAAAUUUUGAAAUGAUCAGAGUGUAAGGAUACAGUGCUCUGACUGCUCUUUGGCUGCAAUUACUCCUGUGGUUUGAGGAGGGGAAUAUAACUUUUUCUAAUUUGUAUCAUGACUCGUACAGAGUUUGAGCUUUAUACCGAGGAUAAACAUGAAAAGAAGCCUGAGGAAAAGGUUGUUAGUGCAGCUGGGAUAGAGAAUGAAGUCCCUCUGGUGGUCAGACCUAAGGUUAGGACCCAGGCCCAGAUAAUGACUGGAGCGAGGCCUAAAACCAAGACCAAGGUUGUUCCUGGAACAUGGCCGAAAACUGAAGCAAGAGCAAUGGGUAGUGUAUAUACUAAGUAUAAAAUUAAAAAGAUCCAUGAGUCAAGAUCCAAAGAUGAUGCCCAGACCUGGGCCCUGAGUGAAUUUGGGCCUGAAUCAAUAUCAAAGAUGGAGCAAGAGUCCCAAAUCAAUGUCAUAAUCUCUCCAGGGGUCAGUAGUGAUUCUGGGUCAGUUGCUAAUACUAAAUGCCUGUUUAUGGAUAGAGAAUCGAUUAAUAUAGACAAUGAAAGCUUUCCUGGAAAGAAGGUUCAUUCUCAAGUGGGAUUCCCAUCUUCAUUUGUGUCAGGAAAAGUGACUGAUAGUGAGCCCUGGAGUUAUCCCAGGCAUAUAUCCAAACAGAAGCCUUCUCAGAAUUCUGAUUUCAAUUGGGUAGACAAAUCUGUGAAUUCCUGGUUCUGGAGUCAAGAAGAGGUCAAUGGAAGAUUUCAUCCUAGAAACAGGAUAAAAGCCAGUACCAGAUCCAAGUACAUGUCCAAACAAGAGGCAACUAACUAUUCUAGGCACAAAAACAAACAGGAUCUCUAUAUUGUGUCUAGUAGUUCUGGUUCUGAGGAUGAGUCUCUUAAGACGUCCUGGUUUUGUGGUAAACAGAAGACCAAUCCCUUGUCCAAAUCCAGGGAAGAGGUUAAUAGCAGAUCCUGGUUUAGGUCUGAGAAAGAAGUCAAUAUCGAAUUCAGUCCUCGGUCUGAGUAUGAAAAUGCUAUGAAGUCCUGGUUCUGGGAUAGAGAAGAGACCAAAUAUAGUACCUUACCUAGAACCAGGAAAGAGACCAAUGAGAGGGCCCGUUACAGUCCCAAGCAAGAAGCUUGCAUUGAAACCAUGACUGAGUCUACAGAUGUAAAUCAAAAAGAGUCCUGGUUCUGGCCUGAGGAAAAGGGUAAUACAUUUUUAAGGUGUAACACCAAAAAAGAGUCCAGGGCCCAAGCAAUGGAAAAGGAAGAAGCCAGAACCAGGGACAAACGAGAAGAAAGACCACAGGAAGAGACCUUCAUUGAGACCUGGUUCUGGGCUACAGAAGAGUCCAGCCUGAUGGAUGUUCCCAGCAUAAAGUCCAGUCCACAAUUAAAGGAUGAGUCCAUUAUUGGUAGUUGGUUCUGGACUGAAGAAGAGGUCAGUAUGGAGACCAGGUCCAGCAGCAAAUCCAGACUGGAGGUCAAGGAGCUUAUUGACAAUUCCUGUUUAGGAGAUGGGGAGAAAACUAGUAUAGAAAUGGGGGCUGAGGCCACCUCUCAAUCUAUACUAGCAGCUAAUGAUGAAGAGGUCAUUGUUGGUUCCUGGUUCUGGGCUGGUGAAGAAGUCAAUCCCGAGCCCAAAGAAGAGACGAUAUUUGGGGCCUGGUUCUGGAGCACUGAUGAGGCCAGUGGAGAAUCUGAUGUUGGGAUCAGCUGUGAAUCAAGGCCAAGGUCUGCGGAAGAAGUCAUAGGUCCCUGGUUAUGGGCUGGAGAAGUCAGUAUUGGGGCUGGGGUUGGAGAAGAAUUUAGCCAAGAAUCUGAAGAAGAGACAAUGUAUUUGUCCUGGUUUUGGUCUGAAAACCAGACUUCUAUGGAUUCUGCAACGGAAGCUAGCAGUGAUGUGCCAGGAGCUGAGGAGGAGGAAGAUCCCAUGUUUGGGUCCUGGUUCUGGGCCAGAGUAGAUGCAUGUGAGGAGUCUACAGUCAACAGCAAGUCUAGCCUGGAGGAUGAAGAGGCCAUUAUAUCGUCUUCGUUUGUGGCCAGAGAAGAGGCCAAUAUGAAGUAUGGAGCUGGUGCUAGAUGCAAAUUUAUGGCGGAAACUGAAGAUACUAAUAAGUCUUGCUUCUGGGCAGAAGAGGAACCCUGUAUGUAUCAUGCCAGUAGAAGAAACUGGAAAUUUAGAGCAGAGGAGGAAGAGGACAUUGCUGAUUCAAGGUUCUGGUCUAGAAAAUACACACGACCAGAGGCCCUAGUGGGGUCGUGGUUAUGGGCUGCUGAAGAGGGCAGUACAGAUUAUAAGAUUAGACAAGAGGCCAUGUUACCAACUAAAGAGAAGACUAUGACCAAGUCUCAGUUCUGGAAAGAAGAUAAAGACACCACUAUAGAGGUUACUGAUAGAAAGGAGUCCUGGCCAGAAGCUGAAGAGGAGGACAUUAUUGGUUCUUGGUUCUGGUCUGAGGAAGAGGACAGACUUGAGGCACAAAGAGAGGGUAGAGAAGAGAACAGUUUAGGAGUUGAGGAGGAGGAAUCUGUUUUUAGGUCCUGUGGUAAGCAAGAGGCUGUUACAGAGUCUGGGUUUUCCAGCAAAUACAGUUCCAAAGCUGAUGCAGAGGAAGUCAUUGUUGGGUCCUGGUUCUGGGAACAAGAAACUAGUCUGGAGGCAGUUACAGCAGAUACCUUUGAGUCCAAAACUGGGACUGAGGAGGAAGAAAUCAUUGUUGGAUCCUGGUUCUGGCCUAAAGAAGCUAACAUAGAAGCUGGAUCUCAGGCAGUAGAGGAAACCAGGUCAAAAACUGAAGAAAAAACAAUUUUGGAGUCCUGCUGUGCUAAAAAAGAAGUCAAUAUAGAAGCAGGGAUGUGCUGUGUAUCGAAGCCAGAGUAUGAUGAAGAAAUGAUUGUUGAGGCCUGGUUCUGGUCUACAGACAAGACCAUUAAGGAAACUGGAACUGUAGCUACCUGUGAGUGCAGGUCACAAGAUGAUGAAGAAGAAGUUGUUGAGACUUGGUGUAGAGCUACAGAUGAGGUGAAUAAUGGGACUGAUGAUGGAACCAACUGUGAGUCUAGGAUAUUAGUUGAUGAGGAGGACAUAGUGGGGUCCUGGUUCUGGAUAGGAGAUGAGGCCCAUUUUGAAUCAAAUCCUAGCCCUGUGUUCAGGGCUACUUGUGAGUCUUGGGGCUCAGUUAAGGAGGAACCUGACCUUUCACACAGACCCCAGAGCUGGGAGGAGGUCACUAUUCAGUUCAAACCCGGUCCAUGGGGUAGAGUUGGCUUCCCAUCUCUAAGCUCUUUUAUAUUUCCAAGAGAAGCGGCCCCUCUGUUCUCUGAACUGUUUGGGGAAAACAGGCAUGUGGAGCGUAUUGCAGAAGAUGAAGAGCAAGAGUCUUUCCUUCAUGUUGAACCUGAGUUCUCAUUUCAGUAUGACCCAUCCUACCGGUCAGUCCAAGAAGUUCGAGAGCAUCUUAGGGCCAAAGAGAGUGCAGAGUCUGAGAGCUGGUCCUGCAACUGCAUACAGUGUGAACUUAGAAUUGAUUCUGAAGAGUUUGAAGAGCUCCUUUUAUUAAUGGACAGAAUUCAGGAUCCUUUUAUUCAUGAAAUAUCUAAAAUUGCAAUGGGUAUGAGAAGGGCUUCUCAAUUUACCAGAGAUUUUAUUCGGGAGUCAGGUGUUGUCUCACUUAUUGAAACCUUGCUGAAUUAUCCAUCCUCCAGAGAUAAGACAAGGUUUUUGAAAGAGAUGAUUCUUACGGCUCCAUCUUAUCCAAAUCUAAACAUGAUUCAGACAUACGUAUGUCAAGUGUGUGAGGAAACCCUUGCUUACAGUGUGGAUUCCCCUGAGCAGCUGUCUGGAUUAAGGAUGAUUAGAUAUCUCACUACUACUACUGACUACCACACACUGGUUGCCAAUUAUAUGUCUGGCUUUCUCACCUUACUAGCUACUGGCAAUAACAAAACGAGGUUUCAUGUUCUGGAAAUGCUGCUGAAUUUGUCUGAAAAUUUUAUCAUGAUGAAAGAGCUACUCAGUACUGAAGCAGUGUCAGAAUUUAUGGGCUUGUUUUACAGGGAAGAGACAAAUGACAAUAUUCAAAUUGUUCUUGCAAUAUUUGAGAAUAUUGGUACCAAUAUCAGAAAAGAUACAGUGUUCAUUGAUGAUGAUGAUGAUGAUUUCAGUCUUGAGCCCCUUAUUUCUAUAUAUCAUGAGGUUGAGAAAUUUGCCAAGCAACUGCAAAGCAAAAUAGACAAUCAGAAUGAUCCUGAAGCAGACCAAGAAAAUUAGUAUGAUUAGUUGCUUGCGUAUGAUUGUCAUUAUGUUCCUGAGUUAUGAUUGUUGAAUAAUGCUUUGGUUUUCAUAGAUAGUUGUGUAUUGCAGUGUACCUAUUUAAUGCUGACGCUUUUUAUCCAAAUCUUUGUGCAAGCUAGAUCAUUUUUCUGAUGCCAAGUGAAUAUUAUAAUUGAAAACACACUUGAUAUUUGUCUUGCCCAGAUUAUAAUAUUUAGUAUUUGAGCUUACAGUGAACUGAGGCAUCAUAAAUAAGCUAUCCCUCUGAUUGUUGUUCUAAUGAGUAGGUAUCCUAUUCUUGUUUGUGUUUCAAUAAAGUUCUGUGAAAUUUA
Messenger RNA from Heterocephalus glaber (naked mole-rat), 4897 nucleotides. NCBI's taxonomy places the organism in Eukaryota, Metazoa, Chordata, Mammalia, Rodentia, Bathyergidae. The record is from RefSeq and is a predicted model, not a curated record.